This is a messenger RNA of Lethenteron reissneri (Far Eastern brook lamprey), 2876 nucleotides long. RefSeq names its product cilia- and flagella-associated protein 97-like. The record is from RefSeq and is a predicted model, not a curated record. Gene Ontology annotation, biological process: spermatogenesis. NCBI's taxonomy places the organism in Eukaryota, Metazoa, Chordata, Hyperoartia, Petromyzontiformes, Petromyzontidae.
CCCCCUUUCACCCCAUCCCCUCGGUGGUCGUUCAUUGGCGGGUUAAAAGAAAGUUUCCGCCCCCCGAGUCGCCAACAACAAGCCCCCGCGAGUCCCCGAGGCGCGAUGGAGCAAGGCGCGGGUCUCGACUCCUUCUUCGACUCGGACGGCGCCCGCGAGUCGCCGUCUCCGCCCGCCAGGUUCGCCCUGCGCGGCCUGCCAGCGCCGCUCGCAGCAGCAACAACAACGACGACGACUAACGCUCACACGCGGCGGCUCGAGAUGCCAGCCAAUCCGCUCGACAAGGGAGAGGGCAAGCGAUCGCCUCCCACCCACAGCGACGACGACUGCAGCAGCAGCAGCAGCGGCAGCUUCAGCAGCAGCAGCAGCAGCUUCAACAGCUACGGCCGCUCGCCCCGGGCUCGCUCCCCAGGCAGGAAGAGCGUCACCACUCCUCCUCUUCUCUCCGACGACUCCGACUCGGACCCGACGUCGUCUGCCGCCUGCCGGAAGGGGCCGAACCGUCACGCGAAACUGGAAAUGAAAAUCCCGACGGGGACUCCGAGGGCCGGGGACGAGGAGUGCUACUCGGACGACUUCGACGACUGCCUGGAGGAGGCGCGCAAGCGGCUGCGCCGGCUGCGCGCCGAGUCGGUGGCACACUGCGGAGAAUGCCUCGGAAGCGCCGCGCCGGCUCGCGACGGCGCCUGCGGCAGCGAGUCGGGCGGCAGCGUGACCGACGUGACGCCGCUCUCGUCCGCCGGCAGCAGCCCCCGGGACGCGCGCCGGCGGUACGACCGGCGGCCGCCGCCGCGGCAGGAGAACCUGAACUUCCGUCUGCGCGGGCGCGAGCGUCCGCUGGCCGCUUCUAAGGAUCCGGCGACGCCGGCGGGCGCCGGCAAACGGGAAGGUGACGGCGGCGACGACGAGGAGGAGUUUGACGACCUGCUGCGGUCGGUGUUGAGCGAGAGAAGGGGGCGCGCGCCGGUCGCCGCCGGCGCCGGGAGCCGGCGGACGUCGGCGGGCAGACGGAAUUUCUCGUUCAACAACGCCGAGUGCGAGCGCAUCGAGCGAGAGAAUCGGCGGCUGCUGCGCGAGCUCUGCCACAAGUCGACGGCGCCGGGGCCGGCGGGGGGAGGAGUACGGGGAGGGGGAGGAGUGGGGAGAGGCGGCAGGGAUUGCGCCAGGAGGCCCUGCCGCGAGGCAGCGCCGGCGCCGGUGCUGGGCACUCGUGCCAGCCCCUCCGCCAAGAACCGGCAGAGAGAGCACAUGCGCAUCGAGAGAGCCAAUUAUGCCUUGCUGAAGCGGCUCGAGGCGGCCAAGGUGUCCCCCGGGCUGCGGCGCGCUGAGCAGCUGCGUGACCACGCGCGUCUCACGGGGCAGCCCCUGCCCCCAUUGUCAUCCUCCCGGCCAGCCUCGCACAGGUCCAAGUCCCAGGGCCGAGCCAUCGAGGGGAGUCCCCGUGCGUCCAGCUCCUUUGGGUCCCGUGGGGAUCGUGUCCACGGCCUCCAGCCGCGGUCGCUGCUGAGCGCCAGGCCGGCCUGGGACCCCCGCUGCGCUUGGUGACCACACGGGAGCUCGUCACCCGGGGAGCCGGUUGAAUCGCGGGGGGCCGAUGGGACCCGGAUUCAAACCAAGGCCCCCUCCCCCGACGGUGCAGGCUCCGUGGCUCUUGACGUGACCGCCACUUCUCCCAAACCCCUUAAUUUAAACGUUUGUGUUCGUGUGUCGACCAUUAAAAUAGGUGCAUGGGCGUACCCUGUAUAAAACCACGUGUGGCAAUGCUUUCCUUUCGCAUAUUUUCUAUAACUUUGACCGCCUCUCAGAGUUACGGUACGGCGCGACACACGUGGGUACAUCAUCGCGUGUCGCCCAUCGGCGGAUCGCGACGUGCGGUUUGGUGAAGUGUGGGCGACGUCCACGUUUUUCCAAGACGACCGGCCGGCAAUGGAAGAGUAGACCAAACACUGACCGGAGCUCACUCCGGUGCAACCCGGAAUCACGUUGAAGAGCUACGCAGCACAACCGCGAAAAGCCAGCCAGUAGCAAAACACAGUCGAUCAUAGAUUAUCCGGCAGCUUCCAACGUUAUCCGGCAGUCCCGGGCCGAUCUGGCGAAACCGGCAAAACCGUUUGAAAGUUCGGCGAUCGGCACCGUGCUCGUGACGAAAAAAGUAGCUACGCUUGAUUUCAAUGUUAAAUAUUGUAUACGGUACGGUACAUUAUACACUACAUACAUUUUAAACAAUGACAAUACUGCACGUGUAUACAGCACCACAGGCAGUAAAUACGGUAACUUUUUAAAGUCGGAUAUUUAUUUUGGUCUUUGUUUAUUUAUGCCAAUUUCACGUGGUAAACGAAUUUAAAAAAAAAAAACCUAAAAACAUAACAUCAUACAAGAAUGCAAAAAUGUGAUUAGUAAUUAUCUGGCGUUUUUGAAAAUCCGAAGCCACCGGAUAAUCGAUUCUCUCGACUGUAUUUGUGGAGAUUGCCGCUCAUGUUCUCGUAGGAGCCCACUCCUGCGAAAAGAAAAGUCUCGACACUCAACCGAGGCACUCCUGAGCGUCCGCUGACGGUCCGUGCGUGUCGCUGCUCAACACAGACGCGGGAUGCCCCUCGUCUGCGCUUGGCAAACCUCGGAGCAAGUUUUGUGGAAAGUCCACGGUGCGAAUUGGCUUUUCCGGAGUGGCUCUGACCCAAAGAAAACAGCUGUGCGCUGCGCACAGCGCGCCAUCCAAUAUUACCGGGUGACCGUAACUUUUUCACCGUUCUUUUCUUUUCCGAUCUUCCUGCCGCCCAACGUGGAAGCUCGCGACGAAUCGCGAUUCUGCUCGUCAUCAAAAUGUCGCAACGCUGCCGACGAUUUUAUUUCUGUUGGGGUUCCUUCCGUCACUCCCU